UAAAGCGAUCGAACAGAUCAAAUUCUAUAUCAGCAGACCUAAAGGUCACCCCGGCAUCACCCUGGCUAACGAUUUGUCAGGAAGUGCCGGCCCCGGUGGCGGAGUGGGCUCAGUAGGCUCCUCCGUAGGAAGUUCACUGUCGACGACGGCGCUGAGCUUGGAUCACCAGCAGUUUAACAUAUUCCCAGCGAUCUUCAGCAGACAGUUGAAUUUCUCAGCAGCGAACUGCGGUCAAAACAAACUCAUGGACGAGCUAAGGCCAAACCUCGGUCUUCUGGGAGUCGGCCUCGUCGAAAACGACUCGUUUCACCUAAACCAUAACCAGGAAAAACGGAAAUGCAGCAGUACCAGUUCCAACGAGCAGGACUUUGGUCUGUACGGAGUUCAUCAGGGUCUCGAAGCCAGUCCACCGACGCCGGCGGCGACACCAGGUCGAAACAGCGUCGGCGCCACUACAACCGUUGGAGCAGAAGGGGCCUUCAAGAAAUUGAAACCAGAACCUUGUGCAUCGAGUCCACACAUCGGCCACACACCGACAACCGCUAGUUGCCCGACGCCUGCACGACGGCGUCACAGAACCACCUUCACCCAGGAACAACUAGCAGAACUCGAAUCAGCCUUCGCGAAAUCCCAUUACCCGGACAUCUACUGCCGGGAGGAGUUGGCGCGGAGCACCAAACUUAACGAGGCCAGAAUUCAGGUGUGGUUCCAGAACAGAAGAGCGAAAUACCGCAAGCAAGAAAAACAGUUGCAAAAAGCUUUGGCGCCAAUUCCUGCCUGCCAAGGAGCCAUGAUGCGCAACAUUUAUCCCGGAGCAGGGAGAGGAUACCAACCUUACCCUCAUCCGCACAACGGCAUUAAUGGAAUUAAUCGUUAUCCUCAGAUGGGGACAACGUCGUAUCCCAGCAUGACGCAGCCCUUCUCCAUGUCACAUUCUGCCACAAACAUGUCAGCGGUUACUGGAAUGCGACAGGAUGCCAUGGGCAUGUCAGCGGAAGACGAGUGGUACAACAAAAGUAUUUCUGCGCUGAGAAUGAAUACGGCCCACCAUCCAAAUCUCGCCGCACCAAUGCUGCAAUAUCAAACAUAAUUUUAGAGAUUCAAGUAAAACACAUCUCUCAUACACUUGAGAAUGAUCGCAUUAAUACACUGUUUUCUUUCGUCAACUCGGGACCAUGCAGCGUAUAUAUUACGACGUGACACGAGAACCCGAUCUGAAU
Diprion similis is the source of this 1220-nucleotide messenger RNA. Its product is annotated as homeobox protein unc-42. Bases 245 to 1090 code for a protein of 281 amino acids. Gene Ontology annotation, molecular function: DNA-binding transcription factor activity, RNA polymerase II-specific; RNA polymerase II transcription regulatory region sequence-specific DNA binding. The transcript is spliced from 6 exons. Lineage: Eukaryota; Metazoa; Arthropoda; Insecta; Hymenoptera; Diprionidae. Gene Ontology annotation, biological process: regulation of transcription by RNA polymerase II. The record is from RefSeq and is a predicted model, not a curated record.